Molecule: messenger RNA, 1251 nt
Organism: Xylaria bambusicola
Lineage: Eukaryota; Fungi; Ascomycota; Sordariomycetes; Xylariales; Xylariaceae
Product: RNA pol II accessory factor, Cdc73 family-domain-containing protein
Exons: 2
Coding region: 1-1251 (416 amino acids)
Biological process (GO): transcription elongation by RNA polymerase II; positive regulation of transcription elongation by RNA polymerase II
Cellular component (GO): Cdc73/Paf1 complex
Molecular function (GO): RNA polymerase II complex binding
Source: RefSeq, a predicted model, not a curated record
AUGGCAACGGAACAGGAUCCCCUCCUGCUCUUGAGGCAGUCCAUCGCGUCUGGCAGCACCCCCAUGCCGACAGCCUCAGCUGAAGCCUCCGCGCCUGAAGUUGGUUUAUCGCAGGCGACACACCUCACAUUCACAUCGCCGACUCGCAUUCCCCUUCCGAUUGACACACCCACACGCUUCAUUCUGAAUGACACGCCCGUAGAUUUGCGAAGCAUCUACUUUACCUGGCUGCACCGCGACUAUGCCAUCCUCGAAUACAAUGAGCUUGCGUCAAAGUUCAACGAGGAACUCGGCGGCAAAGGCCAAGUCCAAAGACUCUCUUAUAUUGGAAUGUUGGACUUGAUUACCUGGCUGGAAGGCGCCAGCGAAGAGAGCGAAUUCAUAAAGCCUUUGGCUGGUGACAAGGAUGGCUCGGCAUCUACCGCCGCCGCGGCUCUUGCAUCAAAGGGUGCUGCGGCUCCUGUGAUAGGAUCAACAGUGGGGAGAUCAGGGAAGGGAACUUUAGACCCCAGACUAGCAAGUAUCUACAACAGCGAGCGUAAAAUGGGAGACCGGAAUAGUGUAUUGCGUGGUAUUAAGCCAACAGAUUUCUCUCACGUGCGUAAACUCGCCGCCUUAUUCAUGACCAAGAAGGCGCCGCAUGCUUCAUCCUCGAACAUUGCAAGCAAUCCUGCGAUAGCAUCUCACCACAAACAGAAACGACCCGAUCCCAUCAUCCUACUCUCUCCUUCAGCAUCCUCCCUCCUCCGAAUGACAAAUAUCAAAUCUUUCCUCGAAAGCAGUCAAUAUGUGCCACCCAACUCUUUGGCUGCCAGUUCUAAUACAACAGCAAACAUGUUACACAUCAAUCGCCUCAUGAAAGAUAUUGAUGCGAAUCGGCCAAUGCGAUUCAUUCUUGUGGAAGGGGCAGAACAGUUCAAGCCAGAGUACUGGAAUCGUGUAGUAGCCGUUUUCACUACAGGCCAGGCCUGGCAGUUCAAAAACUACAAGUGGAGUAACCCGACCGAGCUAUUCCGCCACAUACCCGGCAUCUACGUCGGUUGGCGUGGUGAGCAACCCCCUGAGAGUGUCCGAACAUGGGGUCAUAGGGUCCACAACGUGGCCGUGGACAGGUGGAAAAAUCCCGGAACAGCCACGGUAGAUUCGAGUCGAUGGAGAGAUCGUGAAGCGGUAGAAGGCAUCUGGAAAAUGAUCGAGAAUAACAUGCGAGCAAAAGGCUGGAAGCGUGACCAAGCGCCAUCUUCAAUAUAA